AAGGUUAAAUCAACUUUUUUAACUUUAUUAUUUUGCCAGCUUAACGCCCUGUUCUAGCUCUGAUAAUUAGUCUCUCUUCACACAAGUUUAAAAUCCCUCCUGACGGGCUUCUCUGCAACUGUGGGAUGAGAGCAGAGGCUUCCUACAGCCGAUUGGUGGACAAAUCCAUCCUUCUCAUCCUGUCUUACAAUCCCCACACAGGAGGAGUGUGUUCAAGUCCACUGCAUGCACUCACUUAUCUGUCAGCUACUAUAGAUAUUAUAACUGGAAUAUUUCACACAAGGAUUUUUAUUCUUUUUGUUUUUUUACGUCUGAUUUGGUUUUCAUCUAUCCGCAAAUAUGACUAUAAGAACAGCCCGUCCAAAUCGGGGCCAACAUUUCCAGCCCCGUAUGCACUGCUUGAAAAAGCUGGAGGCCAUUGUGGUGGAGAUGCAGAGUGGGGUCAAGGGCUCUGAGCAGAAACUCAACGUCACUACCAUCCCACAUGUUGUCGCUGGUAAUGAUAUCAUUGCAUGGAUCGCCAACAAAAUGAAGACCACUGUAGAAGAGGCUCAGGCCUUUGGCACCAUGUUAGUGGCCUAUGGCUACAUCUACCCCCUGCAGAACCACAAGAAGCUGGUCAUGUGCAACGACGCCAGCCUCUACCGCUACCAGACUCCAUACUUCUGGCCUACACAGAAAUGGGUUGCAGAGGACUCUGACUAUGCCAUUUACCUGGCAAAGAGGAACAUCCGCAAGAAAGGCAUGCUAGAACCCUAUGAACAGGUGCACUACAACCACCUCCAUGAAUGGCUGAACCACAAGUGGGACUUUAUUGUGAUGCAGGCCACCGAGCAGUACAAGGCUGGUAAGGAGAGGAAGAAGCCAGAUCGUGUGGUGCUUGACUGCCAGGAGAGGGCUUACUGGAUAGUGAACAGGCCACCGCGCCGCACUCACAGUGCUUUGGACACUGGUCCAGAGCAUCUGAUGGAUCCCAACACAGAUGAGAAAAUGAGCUUCGACCAGUACAGACGGCAGAACAUUUUCUAUCAACAAGCCAUCAUGCGGUCAAAGGUCAAGUCUAGCGUGUCCCUUGGAGCACUGGUCAAGUACGUCACAACCUACAAAAACCACGACCCGUUCCUGGCUCCCUGCCUACCCAGCAACCCCUGGCAAACAGACAACGACACAUACUGGAAUCUCAACAUGAGAAGAGUUGAGGUUCCCACUAAGAGUCGAGUAGAGCGCUGGUCCUUCAGCUUUUUUGAGCUGCUGAGCGACCUGCGAGGCCGAGACGACUUCAAGAUCUUCCUCAAGAGAGAGUUCAGUGGGGAGAACUUGGCUUUUUGGGAGGCAGCUGAAGAACUGAAGUUGGGCACAGCAUCUUCUAUGUCAGCAAAAGCUGAGACCAUCUUCAAGACCUUCCUGGCCCCUGGGGCCCCUCGCUGGAUCAACAUUGAUGGCAGGACAAUGGGUCUGACAGUGAAAGGCCUGGAGCAUCCUCACCGCUAUGUGCUGGAAGCAGCCCAGACACACGUCUUCCUGCUCAUGAAAAAGGAUACGUUCUUCCGUUACCUCAAGUCACCCGUGUACAAAGAAAUCCAGAAGAAGGCGAUAACCCCCGAGCCUCAUAACUUCAGUCCAGCCCAGUUGGAGCAAAAUGCUCAGAACCGAAGCCCAGGCAUCCAUCCCAUCAUCCUCUGGCAGCAGGAACAGGAAGAGAACGCCAAGGCUGCCGCUGCCGCCGCUCCCGUUGACGUCAAGGCCAUGAUGAGCAAAAUAGACAGGAAGAAGUAGAGACAUACAGUCGAUGUGUUCAGUGUUCGACAUGUUAUGUCACACGAAGUACCAACACAGAAACCAUCCCUCCAUUAGGGUGUAUACGCAUAAGGAUACUUCAGAAUUGGAUUUGAACUUCAGUGUCAUGCCAAUAAAUGUUGUUCUGUGUUAGCAAAAUAUCAAAUGAGAAAAACCCAUCAUCUGUCAUGGAGGUAUUAUUGAACAGACCUAGGGGAUAUAGGGACAGGGACAGGGCGAGGGGCCCAAGCAUUGCUUUUCAGAAAUUCCACCUAACAACUACAAACCGAAGCAAAACCAGUAUCUCGCUCCUAUGUAAGAGAGCUUCGGUCUCAGAGGUCACACAUAACACACCACAGACGCCUGCUACAACUAGGUUGUGUUGCUAUACCAAUCAUAUUAAUGUAUGAAUUAGUAUAAAAAUAAUACAUAUCAAUGAAUAAAAUGUGUUUAUAAAUACAUACA
Messenger RNA from Acanthopagrus latus (yellowfin seabream), 2241 nucleotides. RefSeq names its product regulator of G protein signaling 9a (gene rgs9a). The record is from RefSeq and is a predicted model, not a curated record. The transcript has 17 exons. NCBI's taxonomy places the organism in Eukaryota, Metazoa, Chordata, Actinopteri, Spariformes, Sparidae. Gene Ontology annotation, biological process: regulation of G protein-coupled receptor signaling pathway; G protein-coupled receptor signaling pathway; intracellular signal transduction. Bases 340 to 1776 code for a protein of 478 amino acids.